UCAAUCGAACUCAGAAGGUUUGAUCCCUCGGAAGCAGACAUGGCGGACAAGGAUCCGUUCAGGCAGCUGAAAGAUCUAUCUCUGCUGAAAGACCAGCUCGAGGACAUUCAGCGGCGCGUGGAGGGUGAAGUUGGUGUUGGCAUCCCACAGGGUGGAAGUGUGCUCAGUUCUCCCUUCCUCAAGGGCUUUCUGGCUGGUUAUGUGGUGGCAAAGCUCCGUUCCUCUGCCAUCCUGGGAGUUCUCAUAGGGACCUGCACAGGCAUCUACGCCGCUCAGAGCUAUCAAGUGCCUAACAUCGAGAACACCAUUAAAAACUACUUCAGCUCAUUUAAGAAGAGAUAAAAACGGCCUCAUUCAGACACGUCAACAUGUACCUCCUCAACUGAAGGUGCCAAACAUCACACCACAUACAGUAACUGGAUGUUUUUUAAAUCAAACAGAAUAAUUGGGUUGCUCAGGUUAGUUUAGGUUAUUUUCUAUUUAAACUUAGCUGCUUGUUCUUGAAUACCUGUAUUCCUUAUGAUGGUACAAAUGGCCAAAGCUUUGAAUCUGUUGUCAUUAUCGCUUCUUCCAGUGUCAGUGCAUGCAACUUCUGUCUGUUACAUGAAUAUUUUUUCGCCAAUUAUGUUUUUUUAUAAAUACAUAAAUAGCUCUGCUCUAAAAAGAGGAGAACAAUCAGGCACAGCAGACUCUGUAAAUAAUGUCCAACAUGGAACAAUUUGUGUGUGUACCUGUCAAAUGUCAGAGGUUGCUGGAGUUGAGUUGCUGAAAUUAUUUGAUUUUAUAUAGUUGUUGAAUAAAUGGAUGUUGCACUUUACCAAA
Molecule: messenger RNA, 822 nt
Organism: Danio aesculapii
Lineage: Eukaryota; Metazoa; Chordata; Actinopteri; Cypriniformes; Danionidae
Product: SLC35A4 upstream open reading frame protein
Exons: 3
Coding region: 40-342 (100 amino acids)
Source: RefSeq, a predicted model, not a curated record